This is a messenger RNA of Diaporthe amygdali, 1674 nucleotides long. RefSeq lists its product as uncharacterized. The record is from RefSeq and is a predicted model, not a curated record. The coding region runs from base 1 to 1674 and encodes 557 amino acids. The transcript has 4 exons. Lineage: Eukaryota; Fungi; Ascomycota; Sordariomycetes; Diaporthales; Diaporthaceae.
AUGGGGCUCGUUGUCUUGCCCUCACCCGGGUUUCUCCUUGUUCUCUCCCCGCUUCCCUCGGCGGCCAAAAUAGUCGCUUUAUACUUUUGCUCUCGGCCGUUGCUCCACCCCGCACACGCGUCCCUGCGGGUAAACAGCGUCCGAGACGAGCUGUUGGAAGCGCAGUUCGACCCGGACAAAAUUCUUCGCAGGCCUAGAAAGAACAGAGCCAGCGUGCCCAAAGUCUCUGACAACAACGACGGACAAACGCUAGAAGACGUAGGCCCUGGUGCCCCUGGCCUUAGGAGCCCAUUGAUAAGAACCACUGGCUAUCAGGCCGUAGACUCUCGAGACAGCACGUACUCUGUCGAAGAGGACUCUUUAGGAUCUUGGUACAGGAAUGUCGGAUACCUGUCCGCCUUGGAUGAAUCCGCAAUCGACGUGUUAGAGCAGGUCUUACCGCUGGUCAUCAUGGUCGAAAUCAAGAAAUCACUCCAUAAGUCGAAGGGAGAUCGAGCUAUGGGACUCAAUGAUAGGAACGUGCGGUUAGACCCGUGUCUGCCAACUGACCCCUUCCUUGCGGUGUUUCACAAUAUGAAGCCCCUCCAGGAAUCCAAUUCCAGCGUCAACUUGCCGGACCUACCUGAAAAGGUGAAGAAAUACCAUGUCGACGAGUGGAGGCUGGAUCUCGAGAAGGCUAUCAAGGACGAGGUUGAGGCGACCUUUCAGCGGACUGUAAUGAUGUCUAUGUUGGACCGAUUUCGAUUGAUGUACAAUCUGAGGGAUGGCCAUCGAUCCGUCCUAGAUUUUGCCGUCGAGAGCUUCUGGAACUGUCCCUUCAUGCCGACACGGGCCCUGAAGAAAGACAAGCCAGACCGCCAGCGCAUGCUCUCACGCCCCAGACCUGACAUAUCCAUUGCCUUUCAUCUGCGGUCUAUCAUUGAGGAUGGACUCAUGGGCGCGAUUCCGGAAGCUACAAAAAGAAUUAUGAUCUACGAGGCCCAAGAUGGCACUCGCACGCAGCGCGCCUUCCAUUUCUUGAUGAUCGAGGCCAAGAACGCAGACAAAACAUCAACCGACAAAGAUGGCCAGCUGCAAAGUCUGAAUAGUGCCAGCCAGUCCCUCCAUUGCUUGUAUGAAUUCUUCAACGAAGCAGAUAGGCAGGAAGUGGAAUGUGAAAAAUCUUGUUGCGCGCGAGACCCCUCAACCAUCACAAACAAUGCUGGAGGCCGAGACCCUUCCUCUGCUGGGGAUGACACCUUUGUGGGCCGAUUCUUCAAAGAAGUCAGGGUUUUCACGGCGGUCCCAACUGGCAGAGCCAUCACAAUUCGAGUGCACCGGGCUUGCCCUGCAUCCAAACCCCCCUUCCCUUCUCACGAAGGCCGGCCCCCUUUUCAGCUCAUGAUCCUUCCCAAUUACCCGCUUCAGUUUGAGUACAACGAACUUAUCCAGCUUACGAACGACGACUUCAGCAGAGGAAGGCUUGUGGACAUGUUCAAGAAGAUCAUGGUCGAUUAUGGCAUCGGCAAGCUCCGCCCGCUGCUGCAGAAAGCUGCCACGGCAAUCGCGACAAAGUUCUACAACUGGGAGGAAGAGCAAGGGACGCAUCAGCCAAGGCACCCGAUGGUCUUCAGUAUCGGCCACGUCAAGCUCUCGACCGCCGAGCCCAACCCGUCGAUUGAGUGCCUCGACUAA